AUGAGGUAUGAAAAAGGUAAUACAAAACAAAUUAGUGAGGAAAAGAAAUUACUUAAAUAUGGUACUAUUGGCGAUGAAGAAAGAAGAGCCCUAAUCCUUAAAUUUCAGUAUGGAUGGUUGUCAAGGUGGAAAUGGCUGCUCUACUCCAAGUUUGUAGACGGAGUUUACUGCAAAUAUUGUUCUUUUGGAAAAGGAAGAGGCUUCCAGACUGUGGGUGUCUUAGUAAGAAAGUCUUUCAGACGUUGGAAGGACGCGAUGGAACAAUUCAAUAACCACGAAAAUAAUAAUUACCAUGAACGCUGUAUACUUAAGGCUGAAGAUUGGUUAAAAACUUAUAGAAGCACGAUACCAAGUAUCCAGAUGCAAAUUAUUGAAAAUAGGAAAGCAGUCCUACCAAUAAUUGAAACUGUAUUGUUUUGUGGUGAGCAGGGUAUACCACUUCGAGCUCAUAGCGACCACGGGAAACUUAAUUUGGAAGUUUGUCCUACUGAAAGAGAGGGAAACUUCCGAGUUAAUUCUGGAGAUAAGGAUUUGAAAAGGCAUUUAGAGAUAGGAUCGAAAAAUGCACUUUACCUCUUACCAAAAACACAAAAUGAAAUUAUUUAUGCUAUUAAUAAUAUAGUGCUGAAGAAAUUGGUUGAGAUGGUAAAUUCAGCGAAAUGUUUUACUGUUCUUGCAGAUGAAACGAUAGACGUCUCAACACAAGAACAAACAUUAAUCGGCAUGAUAUACCUACAUAAUAAUGGCAUUAGAGAAGAUUUCCUUCAGUUUGUACCUGUUUCUGAUUUAACAAGUAAGAACCUUGCGACAAUCAUUUUAAAUUACUUACGGGAGUUUGGAAUCGAUACAAAGUUUUUGAGGGGACAAGGAUAUUAUGGGGCCUCAGCAAUGAGUGAAACAUUCAUCGAAGCACAGGCUUAUGUAACGAAAGAGCAUCCGACUGCAAUAUAUGUCCAUUGUGCAUCCCAUAGCUUAAACCUUGAUAUAAGUGCAUCGUGUUCAGUUUCUAAAAUCAGAAAUUGCAGUGAGACUGCAACAAAACUCUGCGUGUUCUUUAACACUCCAAAACGAAUGGACGUUAUUAAAAGAGCAAUUGAGAAACUGUUUCCUGAAGCCAAAUCUACCCGUCUAAAACAACUCUGUCCAACUAGGUGGGUUAAGCGCCAUGAUUCCAUAUUACAAAUUCAAGAAAUGUUACCUGCUGUCAAUGAGGCUCACAGUUUCACAGUGGGAGGAUCUAGAAUCAGCUUCGAUGGCAUCGCAGCUUUUAUGUGCACUUCAGAAAUCAUCCUUCAUAAUCAGUUUACAGUCGCCUGGGUAAGGGCCGAAGAUCAAACUAUUCUCAGUCUUCACACGAGGGUUGUAACUCAUAACAACCGCGUCAGCGUUACCCACGACGAUGCGGAAACGUGGAAACUGCGCAUAAGACCCGUUAAAGAAUCUGAUAGGGGCUGCUACCUCUGCCAGAUAAAUACACAGAUUCUCAAAUCGCAGAAAGGCUGCCUGGACGUAUUCGUCUACUCAGCCAAGGAAAAGGGAAAAUUCUGCAAAUUUACCAGGUCGUCGCCUGGAGGAAUUCCUUCUAUAUCGGAAGAAGAAGAGGAAGAAGAAGAGGAAGAAGAAGAGGAAGAAGAAGAGGAAGAAGAAGAGGAAGAAGAAGAGGAAGAAGAAGAGGAAGAAGAAAAGGAAGAAGAAGAUAAAGAGAACUAUGAUGAUGAAGAGGAAACAAACGUAGAAACUUCUUUAAAAUCUAAAUUAGUUUCCUCUCUUUCCGACAAUUCAUUUUCUUUGGAGAGUUGUUCUACCGUUUAUUUUUCUGGAUACUUGGUAAAAUAA
Messenger RNA from Psylliodes chrysocephalus, 1836 nucleotides. NCBI's taxonomy places the organism in Eukaryota, Metazoa, Arthropoda, Insecta, Coleoptera, Chrysomelidae. The record is from the annotation of a GenBank genome assembly.